Molecule: messenger RNA, 2234 nt
Organism: Suncus etruscus (white-toothed pygmy shrew)
Lineage: Eukaryota; Metazoa; Chordata; Mammalia; Eulipotyphla; Soricidae
Gene: SYT2
Product: synaptotagmin 2
Exons: 9
Coding region: 425-1693 (422 amino acids)
Biological process (GO): cellular response to calcium ion; regulation of calcium ion-dependent exocytosis; regulation of dopamine secretion
Cellular component (GO): axon; dense core granule; synaptic vesicle membrane
Molecular function (GO): calcium-dependent phospholipid binding; clathrin binding; phosphatidylserine binding
Source: RefSeq, a predicted model, not a curated record
GAGCUAGAGAGCGAGUGAGCUAGGAGCCGCAGCGGCCGGCCGGCCCGCAAGUGCAGGAGCGAACCGCGGCGGCCCCACCUGGCCCUCCGCACCGCGCUGCCCGAGGGGCCCUUCGCGCCCCGCACAUCCCAGCCGCCGAGGGGAGCCCCGGCGUGGCACCCAGCCAGGGAAGCCCCGUCCGUGCAAAGCCGCGCCUCGACACCGCCCCCCGCGACCACCCCGCGGGCCUGGGCUCAGGCGCAAGCAGGGGGAGCCGAGCCGGACACCCCGACUUUCUGGGCUCUGCGCUCAGGGCCGGCCAAACUAAGUGUAGGCCGCUGCCCAAGGUGGGGCGUUGGGCCCCCGAGCGCCCACUUGCUUCGGAAUAACCUGACCCCUUGGAUUCAUUCUUCCCUUCUAAUCCACAGCUGUGCCCUCUGCCACCAUGAGGAACAUCUUCAAGAGGACCCAGGAGCCCAUUGUGGCUCCUGCUGCUACUGCUGCUGCUACCACCACCACCAUGCCCAUUGGGCCUGCAGGCAACUCCACGGAGAGUGGGGGUGCAGGGGAGAGCAAGGAGGAUAUGUUCGCCAAGAUUAAGGACAAAUUCUUUAAUGAGAUCAACAAGAUUCCCUUGCCACCCUGGGCUCUGAUCGCCAUCGCAGUAGUGGCUGGUCUCCUUUUGCUCACCUGCUGCUUCUGCAUCUGCAAGAAAUGUUGCUGCAAGAAGAAGAAGAACAAGAAAGAGAAAGGCAAAGGGAUGAAGAAUGCCAUGAACAUGAAGGACAUGAAGGGCCAGGAUGACGACGAUGCUGAGGCAGGGCUGACAGAGGGUGAGGGCGAGGGAGAAGAGGAGAAGGAGCCUGAGAACCUGGGCAAGCUGCAGUUCUCCCUCGACUACGACUUCCAGGCCAACCAGCUGACCGUGGGGGUGCUCCAGGCUGCGGAGCUGCCGGCUCUGGACAUGGGAGGCACCUCGGACCCUUACGUCAAAGUCUUCCUCCUUCCAGACAAGAAGAAGAAAUACGAAACCAAAGUCCACCGGAAGACGUUGAACCCCGCCUUCAACGAGACCUUCACCUUCAAGGUGCCCUACCAGGAGCUGGGGGGCAAGACUCUGGUGAUGGCCAUCUACGACUUUGACCGCUUCUCCAAGCACGACAUCAUUGGCGAGGUGAAGGUGCCCAUGAACACAGUGGACCUGGGCCAGCCCAUCGAGGAGUGGAGGGACCUGCAGGGUGGCGAGAAGGAGGAGCCCGAGAAGCUGGGCGACAUCUGCACGUCCCUGCGCUACGUGCCCACGGCCGGGAAGCUCACGGUCUGUAUCCUGGAGGCCAAGAACCUGAAGAAGAUGGACGUGGGUGGCCUCUCCGACCCAUAUGUGAAGAUUCACUUGAUGCAGAAUGGCAAGAGGCUGAAGAAGAAGAAGACAACGGUGAAGAAGAAGACACUGAACCCCUACUUUAACGAGUCCUUCAGCUUCGAGAUUCCCUUUGAGCAGAUUCAGAAAGUCCAGGUAGUGGUCACCGUGCUGGACUACGACAAGCUGGGCAAGAAUGAAGCCAUUGGCAAGAUCUUCGUGGGCAGCAAUGCCACUGGCACGGAGCUGCGGCACUGGUCCGACAUGCUGGCCAACCCCCGGAGGCCCAUCGCCCAGUGGCACUCGCUCAAGCCGGAGGAGGAGGUGGACGCACUGCUGGGCAAGAACAAGUAGGCGUGAGCGAGCGGCCGGGCCGCCCUCCGCAGACGGACAGGCCCAGAGCUAUCAAUACCUCAGUUCCGCAACCCGGAGGUUUCCUUCUCCCAUGUCUGUGGUGGUGUCCUUGGUUUCUCCUCGCUCCCUCUUCUCUUUGUAAAGCCCCCUUCCUUCUGAUGGCUGUGUGAGGAGGGUCCCCUGAGGUUCCAGAGGAGCCUGGCUCUUUCCACCGCCCUGGAGCCGCCUGCGCAUGCCACGUCCCCCCACUUUGUCCCCUGAAGCUUCACUGACGCCUCCCCUGAGCGAAGCUCUCUCGAAGCGGACAGUUGCAGCAUUUCCUGUCUCCUGAGUGUUCUGGAACAACAACCGCCGCACGUCCUGAAGCCCCAACAAGGAAGGCAGCCUGGUGGGCACAAAGUCACAUGCUCACAUGCCUAUGGAUGUUGUUGCAAUGGAUGUGCUUGUGUUGGGGAAGGGAACUGGAUAGUGGCCUGUGGGGCGAGAAGGCUCUCCCAGGACUCUGGAGUGGAUCGAGGCCCACGGUCUCAGUGGGAGCCCC